AAGUAGCCAUGGUAAUCAAAGUUCUGAGAGCAUUGUGUUUUUAGCCCCACCUCUUGUAAUGGUACAACCCAAGUAUCUCAUGUAAACUGUUGCUGUUUACAGUUUUGCGCUUCUCCUGCAACCAUGAGUAUGCUCAGGCUUCAGAAGAGGUUGGCAUCCAAUGUCUUGCGCUGUGGUAAAAAGAAAGUGUGGUUGGACCCAAACGAGACCAAUGAAAUUGCCAAUGCAAACUCCAGGCAGCAGAUUCGUAAGCUGGUGAAGGACGGACUGAUCAUUAAAAAGCCCGUAACGGUUCACUCCCAUGCCCGCUGUCGCAAGAACACACUGGCUCGAAGGAAGGGCCGCCACACAGGCAUUGGUAAGAGGAAGGGCACAGCAAACGCUCGCAUGCCAGAGAAGCUGUGCUGGAUGAGACGGAUGCGAAUUCUGCGCAGGCUGCUCACACGCUACAGAGAGGGCAAGAAGAUCGACAGACACAUGUACCACAUCCUGUAUCUGAAGGUGAAGGGAAAUGUGUUCAAGAACAAGCGGAUAUUGAUGGAACAUAUUCACAAGCUCAAAGCCGACCUGGCUCGCAAGAAACACCUGGCUCACCAAGCAGAAGCUCGUCGCUCAAAGACGAGAGAGGCCCGCAAAAGGCGAGAAGAAAGACUUCAGGCCAAGAAGGAAGAGAUCAUCAAGAACCUCUCCAAAGAAGAUGAGACCAAAACCAAAAAAUAAGUUUUCUUAUUCUCUUUCCUUCUACAUGUAAUCCUCUGUUAUACAAAAUCAAUUGAUUUAAAAUAAACAUACAGUUGAAAACUUUUCA
This is a messenger RNA of Ictalurus furcatus (blue catfish), 808 nucleotides long. It is a transcript of the gene rpl19, whose product is annotated as ribosomal protein L19. The record is from RefSeq and is a predicted model, not a curated record. Lineage: Eukaryota; Metazoa; Chordata; Actinopteri; Siluriformes; Ictaluridae. The transcript has 6 exons. Gene Ontology annotation, molecular function: structural constituent of ribosome; RNA binding. Gene Ontology annotation, biological process: translation. Gene Ontology annotation, cellular component: ribosome; cytosolic large ribosomal subunit. The coding region runs from base 124 to 720 and encodes 198 amino acids.